Penicillium chermesinum is the source of this 3330-nucleotide messenger RNA. RefSeq names its product F-box and WD domain protein. NCBI's taxonomy places the organism in Eukaryota, Fungi, Ascomycota, Eurotiomycetes, Eurotiales, Aspergillaceae. Bases 1 to 3330 code for a protein of 1109 amino acids. Gene Ontology annotation, cellular component: nucleus; cytosol; proteasome regulatory particle, base subcomplex. The transcript has 3 exons. Gene Ontology annotation, molecular function: polyubiquitin modification-dependent protein binding. Gene Ontology annotation, biological process: proteasome-mediated ubiquitin-dependent protein catabolic process. The record is from RefSeq and is a predicted model, not a curated record.
AUGCAACCAGAGCCCAUCGCCCUUUCCCAAAAGACGCUCCCCGUUGACUCAUCUCAACUGAACCGCACUCCUACCCAGCAUGGAAAUGACUCUGCAGAUGGUACAGUCUCUGGCAGUCUCGAGUGCGAGGCUGUCAGAGACCAGUCGGUUUCAAACUGGCCCCUCGCGGAGUCCAGUUCCACACCCCUGAAUGACGUCGAGUCCGCCCCGCCCUCGCCUGCGCAACGCAUAAGCCAGUAUGAGAAUGCCGGACUAUCUAGAGGCGAAAGCGCCGAGCUUGGAUCCCAUGUUGCACCAUCUUCUGGCUCUUCAAACCUGCCCUUGGAGUCGUUACCGAACGAGGUUCUGACUCAUAUUCUAUCGCACCUGCCUCCGCAGUCGCUUUCGGCCAUAACUUUGGUAUCUCGUCGGCUCUAUGCCCUUGUCACCACUCCGCAUGCCUGGAGAAUUGCUUUUUCGCGUUUCUUCCCUGGUCCUCAGGCUGCUGAAAAUGGAGGAUCCCCGGUAGACCAGGCCGACGUGGCCUCAGAUAGAAGAUAUUUCGCAAGACUCACGGCGCUAGCAUCCUGGCGCAGUGAAUAUAUUCUCCGAACCCGUCUGAUGCGAUCGUUAUCUCGAGGCAAACCGGCACAAUUUCAACUGUCGAAGAAAUACGCCACUGUGCGCUCCGCAGUCGCGCGCAACGGCAGUGCAGUUUCCACAUAUACGUCGCAGCUCUUGUUUCCGGUGAGCCAUAUUCAUGGAACUUUCAACAAUCCUGAUAAAGAGCCGAGCUUCAUACAUGGUGCUUCGGAACAAGGAAUCGCUUCUGCAAGUGAUCCCUCGGCUGUGAAGGUGAGCACCUGGGGGUUGGCAGACCAUCAGAUGUUUCGGCAUUUCGCGGAUAUCUUUCCUGGAGAUGCGCAGUAUGGCCUUGGAGCAGGAGAGAUGGUGGGCAUGCCUAAUUCCAUGGAUGUCAGCCAGCCAUACGGUAUGAUAUACGGAGAGGGCUGCCCGCAAGGCCGCAGUUACUUCAUCUCAACUACGGAGCAACGUGGCCGCUUCCUGGGAUUGUCUGAUCUUGGUUCUCAUCCUCAACUGGGAAUUCCAGCUGUGAAUAUGAUUACUCAUGCGAUCUGCUCUGUUUGGAUCGCCAAAUCUGCUUCCAUUCUGAAAGCAACCGGGGGGCUGGUAGCCAUGAUGUCUGGCUCAUCUUCCGGUAUACUAUCUUCCUAUGCCCUGGGCCCCCAUCCAACGUAUGAGAGGCGAUAUGAACGUGGGCAGGUCACUGCUAGGUGGGCUCUUUGUCCCGGCGUUCCCAUCAUUGGCAUUGCUGUAGAUGACAACUUUUCUACUCGUCGCCAUUCUCAGCGCCGGGUCUGGGCCGUCGUCCUAAAUGCACUGGGUGAAAUUUUCUAUCUGACGGAGAUACCACGCCAGCCUGAGGUCCCAUCAAAUGCGAAGCUAAAUGCUGAGCAGUCAGAUGAGCUCGCCUGGAAGACUGGUCGGACUGUUCGCUGGGAGCUCUUGGAAAUGAGCCGGCGCACGGCGCGCCCUGACCCCUUCAACCUUGAGCUCGUCGACGGCAGCUAUAGCCCACGGUCCUCAUCAGACUCAAUGCAACUUGACCCAAAUCAAAUCGCUGCGGAGACAAGAGAAAUCGAGAAGUACCUAUCUUUCAAGCCCAAGCACUUCCGAAAGGUAGAUUUUGCUGGUGACGAUGGAAAGGGUGCCGGUGAGUCGGUCGUCGUCCUUGUACCAGGCACAGAAGGGGUCCAGGAUGCAUCUAUCCGGCGAUUUAUUCGGGGCACCUCUGAAACACACCUUCCCUCGUCAACCACUGGCGGUAGCCGAGAUCCAGUCCGCUCUCUCUUUGGCGGCCCGGUGGGCAAUUCAAGUCCAUCACUCGGCGAAGAGAGCAUUCCGCCGUCUCGCUCCUCCGUGCGAUCAGCGCACGAGAACCCACCUCUCAACACGGAAUGGCGGGUCUCGGAUUUCGUGUUUGGCGAUCGAAAACCCGUGGAGAUCACGACCGCUGCGAUUGAUAACUCAACAUUUGCUACGAUUACUGCUGACGAGGAUCCCCUUCUGGGUAUGUCUGGGAGCUCCCAUUCCUCUGCGAUCUCUUCGCCAGUACUGCCGCAUCUUGCACAGCCACGUUCCAGCUUUGAGGUUCCUGGGCAACGGGCCCGUUACCUGGCCGUUGGAACCGCUACUGGCUCUAUUUUUGUCUGGGACAUGCGUGCUCUGGCCUCCCAACACGCCGAUGUAAUCAAUUCCAUUGCUCCGGUUCGCGUUAUUCAGACAGAAUCGCCUCGGGUGUCUUGUGUGGCGUUGACCUCACUCUACUUAGUGCACGGCGGUAACGAUGGCCUUGUACAGGCUUGGGACCCGCUUGCAUCUUCGACGCGCCCAAUUCGGACUUUGAAUUCGCGCUUCUCCUCUCGGGCUCGCCGACGUCUCGUACAGGCGGAGCUUUCUACCCUUGGUGUGGGGAACAAUUACUUUGCUGCAAGCGCUAUAUGCCUUGAUCCUGAUCCGACCGUUCUUCGAGGCAUGGUAUCGCUGGGUACCCAUCUACGUUACUGGUCCUACAGUUCUUCCGGUGCCGAUCAAUACAAGAGCAAUAAGCGGCGUCUUCGUCGCACUGCGCGCAGCAGUAACGGCGUGGGCGAUGGUCAACGCUUCACGACAAGUGGGCGUGGUGCGAUUCAAGACUUCAUUGAGGAUGAACGCAUCGAGAUUGAGCGCCAGAGUAUCGAAGAUGCGAAGGAGCGAGCACACCUCAGUAACCGCUUUGGGGUUGAUCUGCUCGGGCCGGAUGUUGAUGAAGAACAGUUGCUGGCCUAUGCGCAGCUACUCAGUGAAGAGGCCUACACUAGCGCCUCCGCUAAGCGCGGUGAUCAGACUGCUAUUGCCAGUUCCGUCACCAGUACUUCUCUCAGCGAUGCGGUGGGUCCCAGCUCGUUUGGCAUUGGCGGUGUAUCCUCUUCUUCGUCGCCUAAUCAAGAUCCCAUCGACGAUCAAGUUGAUGACGAUCUUGCUGAGGCUAUCCGUCUUAGUCUCCUCGACAGCAAGGCAACGCCCGAGCCUUUCGAUCAAACACCAUCUAUUCCUAUCAAAUACGCCAAGGGCGUCCAGAAACAACUCACCCCUUCGCCUCCUCGAAUGGCAAGCGCGGGACGUAGCGAUCAAAAGGAGAUGGACGACCUUGAGUUCGCAAUUCAGUUAAGUCUAGCGGAGAACCGGAGUCGUGAGGAACCAGAAGAAUGGGAGGAAUUCCCCGCUCUCUCGCCACCCUUGUCUUCGACUCGGUCUUCUGGAAAGGGCAAGGGGAGGGCGAGAGCGUGA